AUGUCGCGCGUGCCGAUCUCGGAGGAGCAGGCUCAGCAGAUGGUGGCGAAGCAGCAGGCGCAGCAGGAGCGGAUGGAGGCUUUUGAGGAGCAGAAGGAGAAUAUGCUGCGCGCUUUCGUAAGUGCGGAGGGCCGCGAGCGCCUGAAGCGCAUCGCGCAGGUGAAGGCGGACCGCGCCCAGGCUGUAGAGUUGCACAUCAUCCAAGCCGUGCAGAGGGGCAAGAUGCAGCCGCCCGUGUCGGAUGACACGGUGCGGGAGCUGUUGGGGCAGAUGGCGAACCAGGAGGCGGAGAGCAGGUCCCACAUCACCAUUGCUCGCAAGCGCAUGGAUGAUGACUGGUGA
Leishmania mexicana MHOM/GT/2001/U1103 is the source of this 342-nucleotide messenger RNA. RefSeq lists its product as hypothetical. Gene Ontology annotation, molecular function: DNA binding. The transcript has a single exon. NCBI's taxonomy places the organism in Eukaryota, Euglenozoa, Kinetoplastea, Trypanosomatida, Trypanosomatidae. Gene Ontology annotation, cellular component: cytosol; nucleus. The coding region runs from base 1 to 342 and encodes 113 amino acids. The record is from RefSeq and is a predicted model, not a curated record.